UAUUAUGUGUACUCGACAUUCGACAUUGCAUAUUAUGUGUACUCGACAUUCCACAUUGCAUAUUAUGUGUACUCGACAUUCCACAUUGCAUAUUAUGUGUUCUCGACAUUCCACAUUGCAUAUUAUGUGUAUUCGACAUUCCAUAUUGCAUAUUAUGUGUACUCGACAUUCCACAUUGCAUAUUAUGUGUUCUCGACAUUCCACAUUGCAUAUUAU
Messenger RNA from Lottia gigantea (owl limpet), 216 nucleotides. RefSeq lists its product as hypothetical. The annotation marks the transcript as partial. The record is from RefSeq and is a predicted model, not a curated record. The transcript has a single exon. Lineage: Eukaryota; Metazoa; Mollusca; Gastropoda; Lottiidae.